This is a messenger RNA of Solanum stenotomum, 448 nucleotides long. RefSeq names its product peamaclein-like. The record is from RefSeq and is a predicted model, not a curated record. The coding region runs from base 29 to 298 and encodes 89 amino acids. Lineage: Eukaryota; Viridiplantae; Streptophyta; Magnoliopsida; Solanales; Solanaceae. The transcript has 2 exons.
AUUCACUUAAAAUAUAAUCCUUCUUUAAAUGAUGAAGCUAAAUUUUACAACUUUGCUUUUGAUGGCACUUGUUCUUACUUCUUUCCUCAUUCCAGCCACUAUUGCUGGUUCAGAUUUCUGUGAUUCAAAGUGCAACUUUAGGUGUUCAAAGGCAGGACGACAGGACAGAUGCUUAAAGUAUUGUGGAAUAUGUUGUGCAGACUGUCACUGCGUUCCUUCUGGAACUAGUGGAAAUAAAGAUGAGUGUCCUUGCUAUAGGGACAAAAAAAACACUAAGGGAGGGCCUAAAUGUCCUUAAAUUUACUAUUAUUUUCUUCAAAUUGUUGUUUGUCAAACACAAAGAUAGAGGCGCAAAGCCUUGAUGUGCCAUGUGUUGUCAUGAAAUAAGGUUGAUUAUAAUAAUAAUAAAAAAAAACAAAUAAGAGAACAAAUGAGGCUCUUUUGUAUA